This is a messenger RNA of Aspergillus campestris IBT 28561, 1761 nucleotides long. RefSeq names its product acyl-CoA synthetase. Gene Ontology annotation, molecular function: fatty-acyl-CoA synthase activity; fatty acid ligase activity. Gene Ontology annotation, biological process: acyl-CoA metabolic process; fatty acid biosynthetic process. The transcript is spliced from 5 exons. NCBI's taxonomy places the organism in Eukaryota, Fungi, Ascomycota, Eurotiomycetes, Eurotiales, Aspergillaceae. The coding region runs from base 1 to 1689 and encodes 562 amino acids. The record is from RefSeq and is a predicted model, not a curated record.
AUGGCCUCACGUCGCCCCGAAUACAACCCCGACCGGUUCAACUUCACCAAAAAUGUAGUGGACUAUUGGAGUCAGAAGGGCGAUGACCCCGUCGCGAUGGUGUGGAAUCCGCCCGGCGCCCGGGAGCCCGGCGACACGGAUUCCUUCCACUUCAGCCAUUUCGCCCAAAGAGCACGCCAGGUCGCGGUGGGCCUGCGACGUCUGGGAAUCCAGAAGGGAGAAGUCCUCCUACUGGUGUCCUCGAAAACCCCAGACUGGUACGAAGUUGUCUGUGGCGCAAUUCUAGGGGGUGUGGCGAUCUGUCUCUGUUCGUCAGCGCUCGUAUCGUCGGAAAUUGCGCUGCGGGCGCAAAAGGCACGCGCGUCGGUGUUUGUUGGGGACGCCGAACAAGUGAGGAGGUUUGUGGGAGCGCGAAAGUGUCGAGAGACCCAUGAUUCCGUGCGACAGAUCGUCCAGAUCGGGCAAUCGGCACCUCCUGCUGCCCCUGGAGUCAACAUCUAUCGCUCAUUUCUCGCUGGCAUCAACCCCCAGCAGGUGAAUGUUGCAGACUUUAAGACUGAGUCUGGUGAUUUCUGUUUGCUGUAUUUUACGUCCGGGACAACGGGUCAGGCGAAGCUGGUCAAGCAUACCCAGGUUUCAUAUCCGUAUGGCCAUGUGAUUACUGGGGAACAUUGGCUGGAUCUACGUCCAGGCCAAAUGCUAUGGAAUCUGUCCGACCAGGGAUGGGCCAAAUCCAUGUGGGCCUUCUUUGGAGCAUGGAGUCAAGGCGGGACCAUAUUCCUAGACGCCCACGGGUCGGCCUUCGAGCCAGAACGAACCAUCAAUCUACUGCAUCAGCAGCCCAUAACAACAUUCUGCGCGGCGCCUACUAUAUUCCGCCAUCUAGUGACAGAGGCAAGCAAGAAACUGUUUGCCGAAAAGCCCCCGAAAGCGCUCGAGCACUGCACCAGUGCGGGAGAGCACCUCGGCGCGCACAUCGUGCUGGAGUGGUAUGAGAUGACGGAUGGGCUGAUGAUCUGGGACGGCUUCGGGCAGACCGAGACGUCGAUCCUUUGCGGGAACUACCCCUUGGUUCCCCCGAGAUUGGGAUCGAUGGGCAAGCCUCUACCGGGGGUGCCCCUGUGCGUGCUGAACGAUGAGCGGCAGGUCGCCCACCCGUUCGAGGAGGGCGACAUUGCUGUCCGGGUGUCGGACGAUGGAACUGGCUUAUUCCGGGGUAUCUUCGAGGGCUAUAUUCAUGACGACGGCUCAGUGGUCAGACCGACAGUCACGGAUAAAGAAGGACAGUCGUGGUAUCUGACGGGCGACCGGGCGCACUGCGAUGAAGAGGGAUAUUUCUGGUAUAAAGGACGCGGAGAUGAUGUGAUCAUCUCGGCCGGACACCGUAUUGGCCCAGCUGAAGUCGAGUCUGUCCUUCAGGCGCACCCAGCGAUCCGGGAAUCUGCCGUCGUCGCUGCACCAGACGAGCAACGAGGCUCCAUAGUAAAGGCCUUUAUUGUGCUACACGACCACCCUGGAGAUUCGACAUCCACGGUGCGGCUGAAGCAGGAUAUUCGCGAGCACUGUCUACAUCGCAAAGCGGCGCAGUACUGUCCCCAGAAGAUCGAGUUCGUGGACCUCGGGUUUUUACCGAAGACGGUCAGUGGCAAGGUCAUCCGUAAGGAACUUCGAAUGCUAGAGAGGCUUUGAGGUUCGGUCAUCGGAGUCAAUGAAGUUGACUGGCGAUUAUACCGUGGUAGAUCCGCAGCAGAGUAGAAUAUU